This is a messenger RNA of Dothidotthia symphoricarpi CBS 119687, 792 nucleotides long. RefSeq lists its product as uncharacterized. The record is from RefSeq and is a predicted model, not a curated record. The transcript is spliced from 2 exons. NCBI's taxonomy places the organism in Eukaryota, Fungi, Ascomycota, Dothideomycetes, Pleosporales, Dothidotthiaceae. The coding region runs from base 1 to 792 and encodes 263 amino acids.
AUGAAGCACACCACAAUUUCUCUGAAAACGUUUCAAAGCACGCUCGCCCGUUAUCCCGCCACAGUCCCAGAUAAACUCCAAGAACUAGACGCACUGCGCUACGACACGAUCCCGAAUGGUCUAGCAAAGCGGAAAGAAGCCGGAGACGCGCAAUUAGAGAAGAAUGGAGUGGAAAAGCUUGUAGAAUGGAAACUUAAACACGGCACGUUUCGUCCAAAGCUGCUGCAGCUCGUGCAGAGUAAUGCCGAAGAUUACAUUCAGGACACAACGCGAAAAGCCUUUUCUCUACUCACUCCCAAAUCCUCCGAUCCAUCGCAAGCGCUCAAACUCCUUACACAACUCAAAGGCAUAGGCCCCGCCACAGCGUCCCUCCUUCUCUCUGCCUUCGCGCCAGAAACAAUCCCCUUCUUCUCGGACGAGCUGUUCAGAUGGUGCAUGUGGGAUGAGCCAGGGAGUCCUGGGGGCUGGAAGCGGGCAAUCAAGUACAACGCGAAGGAGUAUGUGCAGCUCGUCACAAGAGUGGAGCAGAUAACAACGAGACUGGAGGUCAGUGCUGUGGACGUGGAGAGAGUCGCAUGGGUGUUGGGUAAGGAGAGUGUGAAUAUCGAUGUUGAAGGCGACGAUAUGGAGAAGGGAGACCAAGGUUUGAAAGACGAUGGUGUGAGCGAAGAUCAAGAGGUUACCGAAGAGCGACCUGUCGAGAAGAAACCAAAGCCGAACAUGAAACGAAAGGUCACAGAAGCAGAUGCGUUGGCCGAGAGUCCUCGAAGGAGUACUCGAAGAAAGGCGUGA